Messenger RNA from Centrocercus urophasianus (Greater sage-grouse), 2201 nucleotides. RefSeq names its product family with sequence similarity 76 member A (gene FAM76A). The annotation marks the transcript as partial. NCBI's taxonomy places the organism in Eukaryota, Metazoa, Chordata, Aves, Galliformes, Phasianidae. The record is from RefSeq and is a predicted model, not a curated record. The transcript is spliced from 9 exons.
AGAGCUGAGCUGGAGACGCUCUGGGCACAGGAAGCUUUGGAGAGCAGGGAGGUGAAUAACUGUGAUAGGACUGCGUGUUCUGCACCGGAGGAGUGCCGGAUCGCACAUCCCAUCGUUAAAUGCACCUACUGCAGGACUGAAUUCCAGCAGGAGAGCAAAACCAACACAAUAUGCAAGAAGUGUGCUCAGAACGUGAAGCUCUAUGGCACACCAAAACCUUGCCAGUACUGCAACAUCAUCGCAGCGUUCAUUGGCAACAAGUGUCAGCGCUGCACAAACUCAGAGAAGAAGUAUGGACCUCCCCACUCCUGUGAGCAGUGCAAGCAGCAGUGUGCCUUCGACAGGAAGGAUGACAGAAAGAAGGUGGAUGGAAAGCUGCUCUGCUGGUUAUGCACACUGUCCUACAAACGGGUCCUACAGAAGACCAAAGAGCAGUGCAAGCACCUGAGCAGCUCCUCCCGAGCCAGCCUGCAAGAGAAGGAGCAGUACAGCAGGCUGAGCAGCGGCAGCCAUUACAACAGCCAGAAAACCUUAUCCACCUCUUCUAUUCAGAAUGAAAUCCCAAAGAAGAAAGCCAAGUUUGAUGCCAUAUCUGCCAAUGGUGACAGUUUCUCCCCGGACCUCGCCCUGGACUCUCCUGGCACCGACCACUUCGUUAUCAUUGCCCAGCUGAAGGAGGAGGUGGCCACCUUGAAGAAGAUGCUGCACCAGAAAGAUCAGAUGAUUUUGGAGAAGGAGAAGAAGAUCACGGAGCUGAAGGCUGACUUGCAGUACCAGGAGUCACAGAUGAGAGCAAAGAUGAACCAAAUGGAGAAGACUCACAAGGAGGUCAUGGAGCAGUUACAGGCCAAGAACAGAGAACUCCUGAAGCAAGCAGCUGCCCUAUCCAAGGGCAAAAAACCUGAGAAGUCGGGAGCAAUAACCUCCCCUUAAAACCAAACCCCCAGUGUGGGAGCUUUCCCCAGCAUUAGCCAAGGAGUCUAGGAGGCCUGCCCGACCGCUGGAAGCCAAAACCUCCGUGCUGUCACUAUCCCACUGCUGUGGACUCGGUGGAAACGCCUGGGCUGUGUUGCCUUUCGACAGCAUGCUUGAGUGUGUCUGGUCUCUGAACUCUGUUCUGUCUCAUGGCGCUCCGUGGGAGAGGUCCCAGCACCCCAAAGCCCCGAAGCUCCGCUGACUGGAAGGACUGAGCAGCUGCUACCACUGCCAACUCUUUGUAUUAGCAAACAGGAACCUGCUGCAUUACAGACUGCUUGCUGGUUUCAGACCUGCUGCUGUGAGGCAAUAGCCAUGGCCAGUCGUCCUGCAGAUGAGGCGGGAGCUGUGAGGUGGGGGCUUCGUUCCUCUGGACUGUUCCCUCUCGGAAAGGAAGCCGAUGCAUCACCAGCCCAGCAGCUGUUCUGGAAAGCUGCGCCACUGCUGGGAACGGUUCGUCCAUCCUUUGAGAAGGCUUCCAAGAUGGGGGCUGUGUAUUUAUCUGGGAGGGUUGGGGGGGGGGGGUUGUGUGUUUUUUCUUUUUUUUUUCCCCCCCCUCUUUUAUUUUUCCGACGUCAGCUUGACAAACUUCACCGCUUGGUUUCGGUUUUGGUGACGACAGCUUUUGGGUUAUGAGCCAGAGGGGAGCAGUGCCUCCCCAGAGCCGCUUCGUCCCCCUGCGCCCCGCUCACUUGGUGGCCUCUGGGCCUCGGUGUGACGGAGCAUCGACUCCAUCUCUUUACAUCAGCACGAUUCGAGGCUUGGCCGCGUCCUGCUCUCCCUCAGACCCGGCACUGGGUUCGCCCUGCCCCUCCGCUCCCUUCCAGAUGCAGGGGCCAGGAAAAGUGCUUACAGAGGCAGCGUCCCAAGCCAGCAAGCGUUGCUCGGGGCUCCGCGGGGACGUUUCUCACUGCCAACUCAAAGCCAGCAGGAUGAAAGAGCUUCGAAAGCUCCCCGUGCUCCUCAGCAACGGGACGAGAGGAGCCCGCAGCCCCUUCUGCUGAGCCUGGGGGGGGCGGGCGCUGCCCGGGCGCCUCGGGGGGGCACAGAAGCGCCUGGCGCUGGGAGGAAGCGGCGUUUUGCUCCGUGCUGAAGAAGCGGCUCGGGGCGGAGGGGGGGAUGAGCGCUUAGUGUGGAGCAGCGCCGAGGGUCGGUAGUGAAAAGGAGAAGCUGCCCUCCGAGGCGGGGCUGCUCGCUCUGCUGGGCUUUUUAUCCAGCUUUUAACU